ACCAUAAAAAUCAAAGUUUUUAGUCUCCCAACGCCACCUCCUCUACGACCUGUGUAGCAGCUCGUCGUGAUAUUCUCGUUUAUUUGAAAAUGUCUCUUUCGUUGCACUUGCACUAGUGUUUCUUGUUAUUUCCGGAACGACAGUGCAUCUUCAGAGGACAUCUUCAGAGCAUAAGUUUAAGCUCGCCUGAUAUCCAGCAUCAAGUACAUGUUGAAGCUGGAUGAUAUUGAUACGUCUCCUAUAAGACUUCCUAUAGUUUCUUUGUUGAGUGGAGUAGGAGUGCCUGCACCUUCUUUCAGGUCGUCGCUUUUUAAAUUGUAUGGAAGGAAGAUUAUCACAACUACUCAUAGUUUCUUUGAUGAAGUUCUUAAACUUAAGAUUGAUGAAGUUCUUGGCCGAUUCUCUUUCGCAGAAAAUAUGUUGAAGUCCGUAUAUGAUAUACUAUAA
This is a messenger RNA of Amoebophrya sp. A25, 447 nucleotides long. Lineage: Eukaryota; Dinophyceae; Syndiniales; Amoebophryaceae. The record is from the annotation of a GenBank genome assembly.